Messenger RNA from Dioscorea cayenensis subsp. rotundata (Guinea yam), 1104 nucleotides. RefSeq lists its product as uncharacterized. Bases 1 to 1104 code for a protein of 367 amino acids. NCBI's taxonomy places the organism in Eukaryota, Viridiplantae, Streptophyta, Magnoliopsida, Dioscoreales, Dioscoreaceae. The record is from RefSeq and is a predicted model, not a curated record. The transcript has 7 exons.
AUGGAUAAAUUUUUAAUUAAACGACCACGGAGUGAAGAGUCAUCCAAUUGUCCGAAAGCACCACCGAGCUCUGGAUCAAGUGAGAAAAACACCGAUGUGAAUUUCAAUUCAAAUGACAUCAUUAGUGAUCCAGGACUACGAAAGCCGAUUGAAGACUUUGAUAUCGGGAUUAGAGAUCAACAAGGUUUGCCUUUCCGUGGACAUGAUGAGUCCUUGAGCUCCUUGAACAAGGGUAAUUUCCUUGAGCUACUCGAGUGGUAUAGCUCAUGGAAUGAAAAAGGAGAUAAGUAUUUUUCUCUUAUGAUUGAUGAAGCCCGGGAUGUGUCAGUAAAGGAGCAAAUGGGAGUUGUUUUUGCGCUAUAUACAUCAGCUAUUUCACUGAAGAAUGCCAUUGAUUGUUUAUUUGCUAAACAUAGGUUAUCUCUUUCAAGACUGAGGGGACAAGGAUAUGAUGGGGCUUCAAAUAUGCGAGGAGAAUUCAACGGUUUGAAGGCACUUGUCCUAAAAGAAAAUCCAUAUGCAAGGUUGGUUGAGCAAUUAGAGAAGGUAGAGAUAGCCAGUGGCAGAGGACAAAAUCAAGAAUCCAGUUUAGCAAGACCGGGUGAUACUCGUUGGGGAUCGCAUUACACUACCAUUCUCCGGCUAAUCUCAAUGUGGACUUCAGUGUUAAAUGUCCUUCAAAAUGUGCAUGAUGAUGGUGCUUCUAAUGACAAUAGAGGCAUAGCGGCAAGUUUGAUUGAAAAAAUGGAGAAUUAUCAAUUUGUGUUUGUGAUUCAGAAGGUUCAGCUUCAAGACUUAAGGGAGACAGGAUGGGAGGCAUUUUUGGAGCAAGUUAGAUCUUUUUGUGAAGGAAACUCUAUCCCGGUGCCUAAUAUGGAGGAUCAUAUGCGAAUCCGUGGUCGUUCUAGACGGGAAGGGCAAGUCAUUACUCAUUUUCACCAUUACCGCGUUGAAAUUUUCUGCGAGGUCAUUGAUUUGAUUGCACAAGAAAUGCAAAACCGCUUCCCAGAAACUAGCACAGAGUUACUUCUUCUUCUGUCAUGCCUUGAUCCAAGGGACUCAUUCUCCAAAUUCAACAUCCAUAAGCUACUUCGCCUUGCGUAA